AUGGACUUGUCUAAAUUCGCUAGGAAUGAACUGCGUAGCGCUGACACUUUGGACGGUUUGUGGACGUUCGUUAGAGAGGAGAGUAAUUCAGACGAUGUCGGGCUGAACUCUUCGUGGUACGCAAUGGACUUGUCUAAAUUCGCUAAUGCAACGAUGAUGCCAGUGCCAGCCGCCUAUAACGAUCUCUCAGCGAGUGCCGAUCUUCGCGAUCACAUUGGUUGGGUAUGGUAUCAAACAGUGGUGAUCGUCCCUGAACGAGAUAUGGGCCAACGUAUAGCACUUCGCUUUGGCAGCGUUAAUUAUUACGCCAAAGUGUUCUUCAACUCGAUUGAGGUUGGAUCUCAUGUGGGUGGUCAUCUACCAUUUGAGUUUGAUGUCACACGGCUGGUCAAGUUUGGAGCUAUGAACAAGAUCACCGUUGCUGUAAACAACACUCUGUCAUGGUCGACCAUUCCGCAAGGAGAUUUCAAUUAUAUGAAGGAUUCCACUCGAAAUAUUAGCGGCAGAUACAACUUCGCACCAAGCCAACAUUUGAUUGAACGAUCAUGGAUCAUCGCCGAACAUCUAGGUUCGUUCUCUUAUGAAGUAACACUGAGUCAAAAUCGUUCCGAUGAAGAUGUGAUAGUGCGAAUGCUGGAUCCAGAUGGAGUCAUAGUGUACUCAGCACGUGGUCUUGCACAGAAAGGUCUUCUGACAACGGUGAAACCAUGGUGGCCUCGAGGAAUGGGAAAGCCAAAUCUUUACACAUUAGAGGUGAGUUCAUCUUUCCAUAAGUUCCGUCAGCACUGA
Molecule: messenger RNA, 789 nt
Organism: Cooperia oncophora
Lineage: Eukaryota; Metazoa; Nematoda; Chromadorea; Rhabditida; Trichostrongylidae
Source: the annotation of a GenBank genome assembly